Medicago truncatula (barrel medic) is the source of this 826-nucleotide messenger RNA. RefSeq lists its product as uncharacterized. The transcript is spliced from 2 exons. The coding region runs from base 26 to 826 and encodes 266 amino acids. The record is from RefSeq and is a predicted model, not a curated record. Lineage: Eukaryota; Viridiplantae; Streptophyta; Magnoliopsida; Fabales; Fabaceae.
UGGUAACAGUCUGACAUCAUUUGCAAUGGAUAGUAUUUUUCAAGAGCUGAAAACUCACUUUCCAGACAAGCCAAUUACUAAAGACAAGAUUAAAGAUCACAUGAAAAAUAUCAAAGCAAAGUUCAAUCCUUGUUAUGAUGUUUUCAAGAAUGGUCUGAGUGGGUUUGCAUGGAAUGCAGAGACAAAUAUGUGGAUUGCUGAAGAUGAAGUCUGGGAAAGUCUAAUUAAGACAAAACCCGUAGCUGCUGAGUGGAAAAAUAAGCCUAUUAUGUUUUAUGAUAAACUAGCAACUCUUUUUGGGAAAGAUCGAGCAACAGGAGAUGAUGAAGAUACAGGAUUUGAAAUGAGAGCAAAAAAAGCUGCUAGUGCUAAAAAAAAUUACGGUCCAACCAUUGAGGAUAUAGACCAUUUGGUUGAAACCAAUGAAGUUACUUUGGAGGGAUUUGAAGUUGAUGAAGAAUUUGAUCCCAAUGGUUCUCCUAAAAGACCUUCUAUUAGGAAGCCUCAAGAUGUACCAUCAUCUAGGAAUAAGAAACGUGCAAGAAAGGUGGAUGAAGAUGAGACAAGCAUGAGCGAAAUUGCUAAGACUUUUAAGAAAAUGGCUGAGAUGUUUGAACUGAACACUGCAGAGUUGGUCAAACAAAAUAAGAGUUCUAGUGCUGAAGAUGUUUGGGCUAACUUGGUCGAGAUUGGUGUUGAAGAAGCAUCCUUGCCUUGUGUCUACAUGCACCUUGUUCAACAUCCAGAAGCAUUGAAAGCUUUUAAUGGAAUUCCAGUUGAUAAGCGUAAGGAAAUGUUACCUUACAUUGUGCCGAACUAUCCUUGA